Messenger RNA from Colletotrichum spaethianum, 1032 nucleotides. RefSeq names its product NADP-specific glutamate dehydrogenase. NCBI's taxonomy places the organism in Eukaryota, Fungi, Ascomycota, Sordariomycetes, Glomerellales, Glomerellaceae. The transcript has a single exon. The record is from RefSeq and is a predicted model, not a curated record. Gene Ontology annotation, cellular component: cytosol. Bases 1 to 1032 code for a protein of 343 amino acids. Gene Ontology annotation, molecular function: L-glutamate dehydrogenase (NADP+) activity.
AUGGGCGGUGGCAAGGGUGGUUCCGACUUUGACCCCAAGGGCAAGAGCGAUUCAGAGAUCCGUCGCUUCUGUGUUGCCUUCAUGCGCCAGCUCAGCAAGCACAUCGGUGCCGACACCGAUGUCCCCGCUGGUGAUAUUGGUGUUUCCGGCCGCGAGAUCGGCUGGCUCUUUGGUACCUACCGCCAGGAGCGCAACAAGUUUGAGGGUGUUCUUACCGGCAAGGGCCUCACCUGGGGUGGUAGCUUGAUCCGUCCCGAGGCUACUGGUUACGGUGUCGUUUACUACGUCGAGCAGAUGCUCAAGUACGCCGGCAAGGGCACCUUCGCUGGCAAGAGGGUGGCUAUUUCUGGAUCCGGCAAUGUCGCACAGUACGCUGCGCUCAAGUGUAUUGAGCUCGGCGCCACCGUCGUUUCCCUGUCCGAUUCUCACGGCUGCCUCGUCGCCGAGGGCGAUGCUGCCUUCACCCCUGAGCAGAUCGAGAACAUCGCCGACCUCAAGGUCCAGCGCAAGUCUCUGACCGAGUUCGACCACAAGGGCUCCUUCAUGUACAUCAAGGGUGCCCGCCCCUGGACCCACCUUGGCAAGGUUGACAUCGCUCUGCCUUCCGCGACCCAGAACGAGGUUUCCAAGGAGGAAGCCGAAGCGCUCAUUGCUGCUGGCGUCAUCGCCAUCGCCGAGGGCUCCAACAUGGGUUGCACCCAGGAGGCCAUUGAGGUCUUCGAGGCCCACCGCAAGGAGAAGGGCGCCGAAGCAGUCUGGUACGCUCCCGGAAAGGCCGCCAACUGCGGCGGUGUUGCCGUCUCUGGCCUCGAGAUGGCUCAGAACAGCCAGCGUCUGAGCUGGACCCGCGAGGAGGUUGAUCAAAAGCUCAAGGACAUCAUGACUGCUGCCUUCGAGAACGGCCUCAACACCGCCAAGGAGUACGUCAAGGGUGGCGAGAACGAGCUUCCCAGCUUGGUCGCUGGCAGCAACAUCGCCGGCUUCGUCAAGGUUGCCCGCGCCAUGCACGACCAGGGUGACUGGUGGAACUAA